CGUAUUUUCUUGUAUAUUAAAUCUGGUGUAUUAUUUUCAGCCCGUAGCAACCCAUUUUUGUAAUAACUUAAAAAGAUAAGGCUCAAUUUCGUCCUCAUUACUAAGAAACUUGGGUACCUAAUGGCUGCAAAUAAUACAGCAGAUGUAUUACAUAAUAUACAGAACAUGCGACCUCCCUUUGUCUCGAAAGACUAACGUGGUGUCGCCCCCUCCCUCUUUCAGGAACCUCCUCGAACACUGGACCCCUAUGUUACGUCCCUUCCGAUAGACAAUGGCCUGACUUACAGCAUCCUGUCUUCCUUAAGCUUUGUGGUCUCCCAUCCAAGUCAGACAUGGCAGAGGAAGGAAAUAGGUGUCCCACUGCUGUUCCUCUCAACUUCUCUAAUAGGUCUCCUAUUGGAGUUUCAUUGGACAUGGCUGCAGGCAUGUUUGAAGAGAAGUCGACAGGAACCAAAAGCAGUUUGGACGAUGAUUCAGAAGGUCAUACUGGAGAGAAACCUUACAUGCAUGGCGAGUGUGGGGACAGACCAGCACAGAAGUCACACAUAUCCCAACAUGUACGAACUCAUGCCGGUGAGAAACCCUACAAGUGUGGAGAGUGCAAGUACAAGACAGCUCGCAGGGCUAACCUAUCCAAACAUAUGAGAACACAUACAGGUGAAAAACCCUACAAGUGUGACCUGUGUGACUAUUCUGCUGCUGACAAAACCGCUUUGAACCUACAUGUAGCCAAACACACUGGUAAAAAACCCUACAUGUGUGGCGAGUGCGGGUACAGGACAGCUAACAAGUCUCACUUAUCCCAACAUGUAAGAACUCAUACAGGUGAGAAGCCGUACAAGUGUGACCACUGUGACUAUUCUGCUGCCCAAAAAAAUCAUUUGGAUGAACAUGUAACUGUACACACCGGUGAGAAACCCUUCAUGUGUGGAGAGUGUGGGCACAGGACAACUAACAGGGGUAAUCUUUCCAGACAUAUGAGAACUCAUACAGGUGAAAAACCCUACAAGUGUGACAAGUGUGACUAUUUUGCUGCUCAGAAAGUCAGUUUAGACGAACAUAUAGCCAGACACACAGGUGAAAAACCCUACAUGUGUGGCAAGUGUGAGUACAGGACAGCUUGCAAAUCUGACUUAACCAAACAUUUAAGAACUCAUACAGGAGAAAAACCUUAUAAAUGUGACCAGUGUGACUCAUCUUUUGCCGUGAAAUCCCAUUUGAACCGACAUCUAACAAAACAUUCUGGUGAAAAACCUUACAUGUGUGGCGAGUGUGGGUACAGGACAGCUUGCAAAUCUGACUUAACCAAACAUUUAAGAACCCAUACAGGAGAAAAACCUUAUAAAUGUGACCAGUGUGACUCAUCUUUUGCCGUGAAAUCCCAUUUGAACCGACAUCUAGCAAAGCAUUCUGGUGAAAAACCCUACAUGUGUGGCAUGUGCGGGUACAGGACAGCACGGAAGUCUUACUUAUCCCAACAUGCAAGAACCCAUACACAUGAGAAGAGCCAACAAGUGUGACCACUGUGACUAUUCUGCUGCCCAUAAAUCUCGUUUGGAUAAACAUGUAGCCAAACACACCCAACAUGUGUGAGAGAGCUCAUACAGGUGAAGAUCUCUACAGGUGUAACCCAUGUGACUCAGAAAUCCACUUUGGGCCAACAUGUAGCAAAACACUGAUGAGAAGCUCUACAUGUGAGGAAAAUACAGGUACAGGACAGCUGAAAGGUCUACCUUGUUUUUGCUAAUGGGAACUCGUACAGAUGGAAACCUUACGAGUAUGACCUAUGUGACUAUUUUGUUGCAUGACUGUACGGAAAUCAACUUUGGACAGCCACAUAGCCAAACACCUUAGACUUUAGUUCCUCCCGCAACACUGUUGCAUUGGUCGACUCGACUAGCCAAACACACUGGUUAGAAAAUCUAUGUGUGUGAGGAGUGCAGAGCAGCUAAAAGUUUUACCUUACCUGUACAUAUGAAAACUCACACAGGUCGAAAUCUUAGGCUUAAGCUUAGGUCACAUUUCCAAACCGGCUUUCGUGAGCAAAAAAAAUGGUAUGAAGGACGUCAAAGCACACAAAAUAUCAAAAUAAGAUUCCUGAACAUGAUUUUUGUAUAUUUCUAGGUAUACAUUUAAUUUUUUUGUUUCUUAAAAUAUCCUGGCUGGCCCAUAGUUUGGAAAUGUGACCUUAGCCUUACAAGUGUGACCAGGAAAUCUACGUUGGACAGCCAUGUAGCCAAACACACCGGUAAUAUAGAAACCUACAUGCGUGUGUGGGGAGUGAGGUUAAAAAUCAGUCUUACCUUACCUUUGGAGAAGCCAUACUUGUACAAGAAAAGCUACUUGUGUAAAUAGUGUCCUUGUCAGCAGUUUGAAUUGCAAAUUGCAACAUUCCCACUUGGAGGGGCAUUACCCUACCACAUCACUACAAAAAAUGUGUUUUCUUAUUUCUCUUGUUUCUUAUACACACUUAUAAAAGAUUCUCAAAACAAGAAAACUUUUCUUUGAAAAUCAUCUUGUGCACGAAGACAAAAAAAACAUGUUUUUUCCUAUUUAAUCCUAAGUAAGUAUCUUUCUUACAUCAUUUUUCUAAAGUAAGAGUGUUCUUCUAAAUUCUGUUUUUUCUCAAACAUGAUAAGAAAAUAAUCUUUCUGAAUAUAAGAUCAAAUAAUAAAUGGUAUAAGUAGUGUUAUGCACAGAAAAGACAUAGCAAUUUAGAGUAGAGAUGAAAAAAAAACAUAAUAGUGCAAAGUCAUGCAACUCUAAUUGGUCAAUUUGCUAACUGCCAUGCUAUCAUUAGUUGAACUACUAAUUAUGAUGGACAGUCUUUUGUUUGUCACAUUGGCCUUGUUGUUAAUCCAU
Branchiostoma floridae (Florida lancelet) is the source of this 2862-nucleotide messenger RNA. Its product is annotated as gastrula zinc finger protein XlCGF57.1-like. NCBI's taxonomy places the organism in Eukaryota, Metazoa, Chordata, Leptocardii, Amphioxiformes, Branchiostomatidae. Gene Ontology annotation, biological process: regulation of transcription by RNA polymerase II. The record is from RefSeq and is a predicted model, not a curated record. The transcript has 2 exons. Bases 333 to 1520 code for a protein of 395 amino acids. Gene Ontology annotation, molecular function: RNA polymerase II transcription regulatory region sequence-specific DNA binding; DNA-binding transcription factor activity, RNA polymerase II-specific. Gene Ontology annotation, cellular component: nucleus.